AUGGUGGCGGAUGCUUUCUCAGCUUUGAUUAAGAAGGCUUCGGAUCAUAGGCUCGUACAUGGAUCAGGGGCUAGUAGGAAAGGGCCGAAAAUAUCCCAUAUUUUCUUUGCUGAUGACAAUCUGCUAUUUGCAAGGGCCAACCGUGUGGAAUGCUCGAAGAUAGUUGAUAUACGCAACAUUUAUGAAGCAGCUUCCGGUCAUAAAAUUAAUUAUGAUAAGUUGGAGGUCUCUUUUAGCAAAGGCGUAUGUGUUCGGAAACAGGAAGAGUUGGUUGAUUUGUUGAAAAUGAAACCGGUUAUGAAGCACGAGAAGUAUCUUGGUACUCCCACUGUCAUCGGGAGAUCCAAGAGAAUGGUUUUUGCGGCUUUAAAGGAUAGAAUUUGGAAAAAGUUACAGGGCUACAAUGGGAAGUUACUUUCGAGAGCCAGAAAGGAGGUGCUCAUAAAAGCUGUGAUUUAA
Molecule: messenger RNA, 459 nt
Organism: Chenopodium quinoa (quinoa)
Lineage: Eukaryota; Viridiplantae; Streptophyta; Magnoliopsida; Caryophyllales; Amaranthaceae
Exons: 1
Coding region: 1-459 (152 amino acids)
Source: RefSeq, a predicted model, not a curated record